Nothobranchius furzeri (turquoise killifish) is the source of this 1482-nucleotide messenger RNA. RefSeq names its product achaete-scute family bHLH transcription factor 1b (gene ascl1b). NCBI's taxonomy places the organism in Eukaryota, Metazoa, Chordata, Actinopteri, Cyprinodontiformes, Nothobranchiidae. Gene Ontology annotation, molecular function: DNA-binding transcription factor activity, RNA polymerase II-specific; protein dimerization activity; RNA polymerase II transcription regulatory region sequence-specific DNA binding. Gene Ontology annotation, biological process: regulation of transcription by RNA polymerase II; developmental process. The record is from RefSeq and is a predicted model, not a curated record.
GCCAAAGUUUGGGUCAGAUCGGCUCGUGGAGUAUAAGCAGUUAAGGAGAGAGUUGGACUUUGAGUUGGACACACGGUCCCCACGCGAAGGACACGAGAGCCGAACACUGCCAACUCAUUCCUGAUCAUCAGUCUGGUGGCACCGAGGCUACACUGAGUUCAUCAGAGCAUUCAGCGAGAUGGAAACUGCAACCAUCACCACCACGCAGACAGCCUUCACCUUUGCACUAAGUGAAAGACACGCCAGCAUCAGUCUGCACGCGCCGGCCCAGGACGCGGCGUCGGUUCAUCCAAAUGGCAGCGCCGUCGCCUUCCAGAGUAAAAGCAAGGUGCUGAAGAGACAGCGCUCCAACUCGCCAGAGCUGCUGCGCUGCAAGAGGCGCCUGAGCUUCAACGGCCUGGGCUACUCGAUCCCCCAGCAGCAACCCGUGGCCGUAGCCAGGCGGAACGAAAGAGAGCGGAACCGGGUCAAACAAGUCAACAUGGGUUUCCAGACGCUGCGUCAGCACGUGCCCAACGGCGCCGCCAACAAGAAGAUGAGCAAAGUUGAGACUCUCAGGUCUGCGGUGGAGUACAUCAGGGCUCUGCAGCAACUUCUGGACGAGCACGACGCUGUUUCAGCCGCAUUCCAGUGCGGACUGCCGUCACCAACCCUCUCCAACAGCUACUCCGCCGACCCGGAGUCACCUCACUCCACAUACUCAUCAGACGAAGGUGGCUACGAGCCUCUGAGCUCGGAGGAGCAGGAACUGUUGGACUUUACCACCUGGUUCGACAGAUACUGAUGCUGUCAGCGUCCAAAAACACUCUGGCGACUUUAAGAAAUGCUGACAAAGUCAUCAUGGUAACAACAGACCGGAGGGGUUCCCCUCAGUGCGCACAGGCGAUUUGUUACCUCAGUCCUCGCUUCUGCAGGAGUGAAGCAAUAACAAGACAGCGCGUGAAAGAGGAGCACAGUCCCUAAUAUGGACGCGGUGACGCGUGGAAGUGAAAUGUUGACAUUUGAUAAGUGCAAUUAACUCGAGACGCGGAAGGUUCUCGCAGAGGCGGAGCUGCAGGUCCUGCAGGGAUUAGUUUGGGAAGAGUUCCGGGCUUCCCUCCUCACCUGCCGCGUCUGUCGGAAGAUGUGACAAAGAUGAUGCGUUAACAGACUUUUUCUCUUGAUGUACAUUUCCGCCCCUUUCGUAACAACUUUGUAUGUUAUUUUAACACAGAUGCUUAUUUUUGUACAACGAGCCAAACAGAAGUUUUAGAACUGUUUCCUGCCACUUUUCUGACAGUGUUUUGAUUCGAGAAGCAGCUGGACAGCGACAUCACGGAGACUACCUGUGACCAGAUUAGCGUUUCCUCUUCAUAGAGACUUUAUUAUUGAUGUAUGCACUUGUUCUGAUGCUCCCGUAGUCACACAAAAGUGUAAAUACUCGAUUUUAACAGAUAUAUUUUGUGUAAAACAGCUUUUUAUAAAUAAAGAUUAAUCUAUUUA